AUGGCACACAUUGACGAGUACGACGCUGAAAAGGGGAUUGACCCCAUCAAGAGCCGAACCGAAGUCGAUGAGAAAGGCCGCAAGUCGUCUGUCACCGAGUCCAUUAUCGCAGCCGACCUGCUGGAUGAGCGCUAUGCCAUCACUCACCGUGGGCUCAAGAGCAGACAUGCUCAAAUGAUUGCCCUGGGCGGAACUAUUGGGACUGGUCUCUUCGUCGGUUCCGGUCAAACGCUCGCUCUGGGUGGUCCUGCAUUCAUAUUGGCGGCCUACGUGAUCAUGACUUUCCUGGUAUAUUGCGUCGUGACCGCCGUCACCGAAGUAGCCGCCUAUCUACCCGUCCACGGAGGGACCAUGUCUUACUAUGGCUAUCGAUAUGUUUCUCGCUCCAUGGGCUUUGCAUUGGGUUAUCUCUAUUGGUACGCCCUGGGAAUUCUUGUCCCGUACGAAAUCACCGCGGCCGGUUUGGUCAUCAACUACUGGCCCAACAGCGUCAACAUUGCCGUCUGGAUGACGAUUAUGCUGGUUGUCAUCAUCGCCCUGAAUUUCCUCCCCGUCAGAUUCUACGGCGAGACGGAAUUCUGGUUCGCAGGAACAAAGGUCAUCUUGAUGGUUGGUCUCCUCAUCCUCAGCUUCAUCCUCUUUUGGGGCGGCGGCCCUAGUCACGACCGUUUGGGUUUCAGGUACUGGCACGAUCCAGGCGCAGCACAUCCUUACAUCGUCGGAGGCGACACAGGUCGCUUUGUCUCCUUCUGGGAAACCCUCGUUCUCUCCGUGUUCCCUUUCACCUUCGCCCCAGAACUUCUGGUCGUGACGGGUGGAGAAAUGGAAUCACCACGACGCAAUCUUCCGCUUGCCUCCAAGCGUUACUUCUACCGUCUGGUCAUCUUUUAUGUCCUCAGCGUCCUGGCGAUGGGCGUGACCUGCCCCAGCAACGAUGCACGCCUGACCAACGGCGGGGCCGGUGCUAAGUCUUCGCCAUUCGUCGUCGCCGUCGCCAACGCCGGGAUCCACACUCUUCCAUCCAUCGUUAACGCCGUGAUCUUGAUUUCGGCCUGGUCGUCCGGCAACUCCUUCCUCUACAUCUCCUCCCGAGCGCUCUAUUCGCUUGCUGUUCAAGGCUCCGCCCCCCGAAUUUUCAAAGCCUGCAACCGCUGGGGUGUUCCGUACAUGGCAGUGGGCUGUUCCUCCCUAUUCUGCGGUCUCGCGUACCUCAACGUCGCCUCCUCUGGCUCUACGGUUUUCAACUGGUUUGUUAACCUUACCAAUACUUGGGGCAUGACCAGUUGGGUUUGCUGUAUGAUCAUCUAUUUCCGCUUCCGGAAGGCCUGCCGAGCGCAAGGAAUCGAGCCUAUAUACCGCAACUGGAUCCAACCCUACGGCGCCUGGAUCGCCCUGGUCGCAUUCACGAUCCUCUGCCUUAUCAAUGGCUUCACCGUUUUCUUCCCCAGCCAAUGGUCUGCCUCUUCGUUCUUGACCGCCUACAUCGGGAUCCCUAUAUUCCUCGUCAUGUACGUUGGGCACAGGAUCGUGUUUUGGCGUGAUAAGUGGGCGUGGGACCCCAUGGAGGUGGACAUGAAGACGGGCUUGCAAGAAGUUAUUGACGCAGAGAGGCCACUGAAGAAGAGAAAAGGGUUCGCAAGGAUUUGCAUGAUCAUCGAAUAA
Messenger RNA from Cladophialophora psammophila CBS 110553, 1662 nucleotides. RefSeq names its product AAT family amino acid transporter. Lineage: Eukaryota; Fungi; Ascomycota; Eurotiomycetes; Chaetothyriales; Herpotrichiellaceae. Gene Ontology annotation, biological process: amino acid transmembrane transport. The coding region runs from base 1 to 1662 and encodes 553 amino acids. Gene Ontology annotation, molecular function: amino acid transmembrane transporter activity. The record is from RefSeq and is a predicted model, not a curated record. The transcript is spliced from 2 exons. Gene Ontology annotation, cellular component: membrane.